AAGUUAUUUUUUCUACAGCACAACGUAAGCAUCGCAAAGAGAUCGUAAUACCGUAUCGAUCCAUUGCAACCAGUCGUUCCGUUUGGGCUGUAUGGAUUGCGUUUUUUGGGAAUGCAUUCGGAUUUCAACUUGUUGUUCAAUAUAUGCCAACAUAUUUGAAUAAAACUUUGGCAGUUCCAAUCGAACAGACUGGUCUAUCAGCAAUAUUACCACCAAUCGUUCAGUUAAUUGUUAAAAUGAUCGCUGGUAUUCUUUCUGAUAAAAUAAUCUGCAUUUCGGAGAAGUUCAAGCUUCAAUUAUUUAACACGGCAGCAAUGGUAGGAUGUGCUUUGUUUCUGCUACCACUUGGCUUUCUAAAUUCAGAUCAUGUUGGAAUUGCUCUCAUUUGCUUUACGGGUGCUGUAAGCUGCAUUGGAUUAAUUGCUUGUGGUUCUAUGAAAUCAGCCACAUUAAUUGCUCGCACAUUUACCGAAUUUGUUAUGGUUGUUGUUCAACUUGUAAUAUGUCUCAGUAUGCUUGCGGUACCAUUUGUGGUCAGUACAUUAGCACCAAACAAUACCAUACGAGAAUGGCGUUAUAUCGUAUUCAUGACAGCUUUCGUUUUAAUGCUAUGUAAUGCAAUAUUUUGCUGGUUAUGUAGCGCUGAGCCAGAACCUUGGGCUUUACUUGUAGAAGUGAAAUCUGAAAAUCAUUGUGAAGCUAAGGAGAAAUUAAGUCAGCAAGAUAUAGUUUAG
This is a messenger RNA of Acanthocheilonema viteae, 734 nucleotides long. The record is from the annotation of a GenBank genome assembly. Lineage: Eukaryota; Metazoa; Nematoda; Chromadorea; Rhabditida; Onchocercidae.